This is a messenger RNA of Trypanosoma grayi, 509 nucleotides long. RefSeq lists its product as hypothetical. The annotation marks the transcript as partial. The record is from RefSeq and is a predicted model, not a curated record. NCBI's taxonomy places the organism in Eukaryota, Euglenozoa, Kinetoplastea, Trypanosomatida, Trypanosomatidae. The transcript has a single exon.
UCGAUCGGUCAGGAGCGCACCUUUCUCAACCUCCAGAGCCGGUCAGAUCUAAAGCAGACUGCUAUGUCGAACCUGGAGGCAGCGCAGAUAAGAAAAAAAAAACUUUUUCUCUUCAGCAGGUAAAUAUCGAGGUAAUAACUCUAAACAAUAUUCUACCAGCACUUCCACAGGAAGCCAAGCUGAAAUGGGAUAGAAUGUGGAACGUUAUGGAAGAACCAACCCGUACCCGGAAAUACCUGGUGGCACGUUACCAAGACCCUCAUUACAAGAUGAGGGAGAAAAAUGAAAGGUCUGGACUGCGAAUGAAUUUAAAGGAAGCAAAGCAAAUGGCUGAAUCAGGCAUCAUGCGGUUCGUAUACUGCGCAGAUGAAAAACGAGAUCUAACUACGGGGUUGGUUUCGUCCUUUUUCAGUCCGGGAAGAGAGGGCAACAGGAUGGAGACGUCGUUUUAUUGCAUGGCCGGAAGCGCUAAAAUGGAAAUUGCUUCAUCUAGGAAUUUAUACUCCUGA